This is a messenger RNA of Chironomus riparius, 2758 nucleotides long. The record is from the annotation of a GenBank genome assembly. Lineage: Eukaryota; Metazoa; Arthropoda; Insecta; Diptera; Chironomidae.
GUUUAUUUUGAGAUGUUUUUGCAAACAGUUUCGAUAUUUUUGGCUAUUUUGGCUCUUGCCAGCAGCCACGUCAUUAACAGUGAUGAGCAGCUGCCAAUUUUUGAAGCUUCAGAUUCCACAAACAUAACAGAAGCCAACAUUGCAUGCACAAUCGAUAUCCAUACACAAACUGGAACUCCACAGCCUGUUUACAUCCGUCCUGGUACGAGUCAGUUCUUUCAUCCAUCAAAUCGUAAUGGACAGAUUCAAAUGACUGCAAAUCAAGCUAUUGAAAUGUGGUGUUCAGGCACAUGGGCAAGUCCAUCAGGUGCUCCAAACUUAAUCACAGCUACAUGCGUCAGUGGACAGACAUUUAGGUAUAACAAUGCAAAUUUCAAUUUCAACAACUUUCGGUGCUCUGGAUGGCCUGCAUGGACAGCACGUCGAUCAACAGCAAGAUGCUUCAAUAAUGCAAUUUUAGUUGACUUUGGCUUUCAAGUUGCCACACGAUGGCUGCAAAUUUACAGAGUUUGUCAUGAUUUAGUGCUUGAAACGAAUUGGUUUGCUCAUUAUACAUUCACACCAGUUUCUGAUGCUAAUCAAAGGAACGUUGAACGUCCUUCAUGGACACAAGCUGGCUUUUAUACAUCCCUCAAUGUCAAUGGACUAUACACAAGACUUACCCAAAGGUCGACAGUAGCUACAAUCUUAGGUGACCAAACAUCUGCGAAUAGAUUUAUUGAAAAUGAUCCAAGUGAUGUGUUUAUGGCACGAGGUCAUAUUGCAGCCAUGACUGACUUCAUUCUUGCCACAGAACAGCACGCAACCUUCCAUUUCCUCAAUGCAGCACCACAAUGGCAGACAUUUAAUGGCGGCAAUUGGGUGUCAGUUGAGAUCUCAUCAAGACGACUUGCAGCUGAUCGUGGAAUUAAUUUGGAUAUUUAUACUGGAACUUGGGGUAAUGGACAGUUGUGGAAUACAGCAGGAAGUAGACGAAGUAUUUUCUUGGACUGGCCAGCUCAAAGGAUUCAAAUGCCGAGAAUUUAUUAUAAAGUUUUAAUUCAUCAAGCUAGUUUGAGUGGAGUUGUGUUGAUUGGCGUCAACAAUCCUCACUUAACCUUAAACGACAUCCAAACUCGUGGAUACAUCAUCUGCCCAGACGUGAGCAGUCAAAUCAGCUACGUCACAUGGUCACGAACCAACUUAGUCAGAGGAUUUUCCUACGCAUGUGAAGUUCAUGAAUUUACAAGAAUUGUUCCACAUAUUCCAGCAAUCAAUAACAUUAGAUAUAGAUUGUUGACAUAAAGUCUGGCUGUGGGCGCUAUACAAAGGUCAAUUUGAGAUAAUAAUUGUUGAUUUUUUUAUAGAACAAAAUAAAGGAAAAAGAACGAUAAGAACUGAAAUAAAAAGAAAAUUUUAAUUGAUUUUUAAUUCAUUUUUAUUUCUCACACAAGCUUAUCAUGUAAGUAAUCGAUACCUAAUGUUAUUUAUUGCAGGGAUGUGAGAAACAACUCGAGUAAAUUCAUGAACCUCACAUGCAUACGAAUAUCCUCGUCUCAAGUUAGUUCUCGUCCAGCUGAUGUAAUUAAUUUGAUUGCUGACAUCAGGACAGACAAUAUAUCCACGAGUUUGGAUGUCAGUCAAUGUUAAAUGUGGAUUAUUGACGCCAAUCAGCACAACUCCACUUAAUGUCUCUUGAUGAAUUAGAAUUUUAUAGUAAAUCAUUGGCAUUGGAAUUCUUUGAGCUGGCCAGUCCAAGAAAAUAUUUCUCCAACUUCCUGCUGUGUUCCACAAUUGUCCAUUGCCCCAUGUUCCUGUAUAAACAUCCAAAGUCAGUCCUCGAUCAGCUGCAAAGCUUCUUGUUGACAUUUCUACUGCCACCCAGUCACCAUUAUUGAAUGUUUGCCAUUGUGGUGCAACGUUAAGGAAGUGGAAGGUCGAGCGUUGUUCUGUGGCAAGAAUGAAGUCAGUCAUUGCUGCCAUAUGACCUCUAGCAAGGAACACUUCGCUAGUUUCCUCAAUCCAACGAUCAGCAGCUGCUUGAUCACCUAAGAUUGUUGCUAUUGUUGCCCUUUGUGUAAGUCUUGUAUAUAAAGUGUCAACAUUGUUUGCAGUAAAGAAGCCUGCUUGUGACCAGGACGGACGUACAACAUUUCUUUGAUUAGCAUCUGAUAUUGGAGUCAGUCUGUAUUGAGUGAACCAAUUAGUCUCUAGUGCUAGAUCAUGACAAACUGUGUAGACAUGAAGCCAUCUUGUGGUAACUUGAAAUCCAAAAUCAACUAAAAUUCCACCAUUAAAACAGCCUGUAGUUGUUCGUCGUGCUGUCCAUGCAGGCCAUCCCGAACAUCGGAAGUCAUUAAAGUUGAAAUUAAUUCCAUUAUAUUGGAAUGUCUGUCCACUGACACAUGUUGCUGUUAUUAAAUUUGGUGCACUAGAUGGACUUGCCCAGGUCCCUGAACACCACAUCUCCAUAGCCUCAUUUGCAGUCAUUUGAAUCUGUCCAUUGCGAUUUGCUGGAUGAAAGAACUGAUUUGUACCAGGACGGAUGUAAACAGGCUGUGGAGUUCCAGUUUGUGUGUGGAUAUCGAUUGUGCAUGCAAUGUUGGCUUCUGUUAUGUUUGUGGAAUCUGAAGCUUCAAAAAUUGGCAGCUGCUCAUCACUGUUAAUGACGUGGCUGCUGGCAAGAGCCAAAAUAGCCAAAAAUACCGAAACUGUUUGCAAAAACAUCUCAAAAUAAACUGAAGGAACCGACGAGAAAUGUGAGAAAUUUUAUACUCGC